AUGGUUACAGAAACAAAACUGAGACUGAGGAUAUGCCUUGGCUCUGAAGUCAAUCAAUCCAGGAAGAAGCGUAAAGCUGAAGAGCAGCGUGAUGAUGAUCUGGAAAAUACGAAGAAGCAAAAGCUGGAUGUGGAUGGCGAGUCGUCGUCGUCCAUGUAUGAUAUGUGUCUAAAGGUACUAAAAUCGAUGAGAGACGAAUGGUUUGGUUCGCGUUUCGAGGAGCUUGUCAUUGAAAACCCUAAUUACUUCUCUGUUAUAUCAAAGCCAAUGGACUUCGUCACGAUCAAGUCCAAACUCGCCAAGAAUCUCUACGUCAGUAUUGCUAAAGAGUUUCCCAAAGAUGUUCGAUUGGUCUAUGAGAAUGCGAUUCGUUAUUAUCCUCCUGAGAAUUCGCUUCACAAGAACGCUAAGAAGCUUAUGAGGGUUUUCGAGGUCAGAUGGGAACCGGUGAUUAAGAAGAAAGCUUGUGAGAGCUUUUACUUGGACCAAAAGGUUUCAUCUCUUUCGAAAAGUCCAGCAGUACUGAAAGAGGAUAAGCCUGAGACUGAGAGCAAAUUCGAUCCGAAGGCUCUUCGUGCGGCAGCAAUCAGGAUUCGAUUUGCAGAUACUAUCGCGAAAGCCAGAUAUAGAAAGGAGCUCAUUGACGAGAGUGGUGGCAGUAACAACAAGGCUGAUGUGAUGAUGGGAAUGCAGAAAGCAAAGCAACUUUUAGAAACAAGGCAACGUGAAGAGGAAGCUAGAAUUGAAAGUGAGACUAGAGCCGCCAGGUUGAAAGUGCUAUGCAGGGAACGGCUUGCACUAGAGGAGUUGGCAGAAGAAGCCAAAUUCAAUGUUGUAAACAACUUGGAAACAGAGAAGGACAUGGUCAAACUCUGUGGUGGAUCCUAUCUGGCAAGAACUCGGAGCCUUCAAGAGCUUGGUCUGCGUUUAAUAUUUGAGGAUUAUUGGCCGGAACUUGAAGAGAUUAAGGAGGAAGGAGAGAUCUAG
This is a messenger RNA of Camelina sativa (false flax), 987 nucleotides long. RefSeq names its product transcription factor GTE12-like. The record is from RefSeq and is a predicted model, not a curated record. Gene Ontology annotation, molecular function: protein binding. NCBI's taxonomy places the organism in Eukaryota, Viridiplantae, Streptophyta, Magnoliopsida, Brassicales, Brassicaceae.